AUGGCCAAAUGCUCGAAGCAUCACGGCUCGGACGUAGCAUCUUUGCGCGAGCAGAUUCGGAGCGUUGCUGUUCACCGGAACCUGUGGGUCGAUAGAUGGAGAGGAUACUGA
Molecule: messenger RNA, 111 nt
Organism: Parastagonospora nodorum SN15
Lineage: Eukaryota; Fungi; Ascomycota; Dothideomycetes; Pleosporales; Phaeosphaeriaceae
Exons: 2
Coding region: 1-111 (36 amino acids)
Source: RefSeq, a predicted model, not a curated record